Molecule: messenger RNA, 1964 nt
Organism: Actinia tenebrosa (Australian red waratah sea anemone)
Lineage: Eukaryota; Metazoa; Cnidaria; Anthozoa; Actiniaria; Actiniidae
Product: myrosinase 1 pseudogene
Source: RefSeq, a predicted model, not a curated record
GCUUAAAAUAUUGAACAAAUAUUAUAAACUAGACAGCGAAGAUUGAAGCCAUGAUUCUUUUCUUUCUUGUCUGUCUUUUCGUGCUUGCUUCAGGCGAACCAGAAAGAGAUGCCUUUCUCUAUGGAAAGUUCCCCAAAGAUUUUUUAUUUGGAGCUUCGACAGCUGCUUUCCAGAUCGAAGGAGGAUGGAACGCUGAUGGGAAAGGACUGAGUAUUUACGAUGUGUUGACUCAUCAAAGGCCUUUCCUCUUUAAAAACCAGAAUGCUGAUGUUGCUGCUGAUAGCUACCACAAGUACAAGGAAGACGUGAAAAUCCUCAAGGACUAUGGAGCUAAAGCAUACCGUUUUUCUAUCUCGUGGAGCCGAGUGCUUCCUAAUGGAACUGCUGACAAGAUAAACCAACCAGGAAUUGACUACUACAACAAGCUUCUCGAUGAGCUAAAAGCGAACAACAUCGAGCCUCUCGUUACUCUCUACCACUGGGAUCUUCCUUUCGAGUUUUAUGACAUCGGUGGCUGGCUGAACGAGUCCAUGGUGGGAUAUUUCAACGACUAUGCCAAAGUGUGUUUCAAGUACUUUGGUUCAAAGGUAAAAAAGUGGAUAACCAUUAAUGAGCCAUUGGUGAUAAUGGAACGACAUCCAUUCUACAUGAAAGGCGUUAUAAACAAUAAAACUGAGCAGUCCAUCCUGCAGUACCGAACCAUGCAUAACCUGAUCCUCGCGCACGCCACGGCAUACAGGACGUAUGCUAAAGAGUUCAAGCCGAGUCAAGAUGGAGAGAUUUCACUUGCACUAAGCAGUGCCUGGGGAGAGCCUAAAACAAGCAGUAAACCAGAUACUGAUGCAGCAGAAAGAUACAUGCAGUUUAACCUUGGUAUAUUUGCUCACCCGAUUUAUGUAGACGGCGAUUAUCCUACAGUUGUGAAGGAAUAUGUAGCCAAGAAAAGCGCCGCUGGUGGAAUACCAAAUCGCUUCCCAAGCUUCACUGCCGAGCAGAAAGAAAUGGUUAAAGGAAGUGCAGAUUUCUUUGGUGUAAAUCACUACGACUCAUUGCUAAUCGAAUACCUUGAUUUCAAUGCUAGAAAUGCGACACCCCAAGAGUUCCGCAAGGAUGGGAACUUCAACACCAGCACCAAUAGCUCAUGGGAAGUCACGGGGGUGUACGAUUUCAAGGUAGUCCCCUGGGGAAUGCGCCGGCUUCUUGCUUUUAUCAAGAGGAACUACAAGAACCCAGCGGUCUAUGUCACCGAAAAUGGCUGCAUGGUUCCUGGAGAGUACACCAUGACACUAGAAGAACGCCUUAACGAUGAUUUCAGGAUAAGCUUCUAUCGACGGUACAUCAACGAAGCUCUGAAGGCUCAUCUCAAGGAUGGGGUCAAUUUGAAAGGAUACAUGGCUUGGACGCUGAUGGAUAACUUCGAGUGGGCGGAAGGUUACCAUGCAACGUUUGGACUUCACUCUAUUAAUUACUCAGAACCGGAACGCACUCGUGUGCCCAAGAAGUCGGUGUCGUUCUUCAAGACUCUGAUUGAGGAUAAUGGUUUUGUAUCUGCGUCAGGUGGCAUGGCAGUCAGGUCUACUGGGCUCGGCUUUGCUGCUGGAUGUUUGCUCACAGUUCUCACAUUGAAAUAUGUAGCUUAGAAGGGACACUUUCACAUCAAACUUAGCCAUGAACAUUGAAAAGCUGAAUAAGAUUCUAGUAGAAUUUUUAUAGUGUUUGUUAAGUUUUAUAAUUUAUAGUUUUUUUAAGUACAUGAAAUCUAGGCACUAGACAGCCUAUAAAAGAUGCAAUUUUGGUCAAGAUCCUAGUAGAGUUUUUGUAGUGUGUGUUCAGUUACAUAAUUUAUAAUUUUGUUUAAGUACAUGCAAUCUAGGCACUAUGUCAUAAAAAUAAAGGUUUCAGAAACCAAAUGAUUGAUUAGAUGAAUAAAGAAAUCAAUGUGAAUAAAUGUCUGUGCUCUUGAA